AGGAGAUCAAAGCAUUAAACAAAGAAUCUGUUUCUGUCUUGGCGCGAGGUAGUUAGGUUGCGAAAGAAAAUGGAGAAUGCAAUGGCGGUGAUGUGGGAGAAUCUCAUGGGAAAUCAUAGCACGCCUUUCAAAUCACUUUUCCAGAGCAACGAGUCUUCCUUUUCCGGAGAUGUCGAUUCUCCCAAUCUCAUUCCUCAGCUCUCGCCCCUUGCAAACUCCGUCGUCGAUCGCUGUUCAAGGAUUCUUCAAGUUUCUACAGAAGAACUGCAACAUGGCUUUGACUCUGAGCUCCCUGUUGGUGUCAAAGGACUUCUGACUUAUGCUAGAAAUCUCUUAGAGUAUUGCUCCUAUAAAGCACUUGAAAAAACUAGUCAAAAUCAAGAUUAUUUAAGUGACAAGGAAUUUCGCCGUUUGACCUAUGACAUGAUGCUUGCCUGGGAGGCACCUAGCGUUGAAUGUGAUCUGCCACGACACCCUCCUCAACUGCAGGAAACUAUUCCUUCCUUUAAUCAUGAAACGGUGGAUGAAGAUGAGGGGUCCUUAUUUUAUUCAAGUUCUACAAAUAUGGCGCUUCAGGUUGACGUUGACAAGACAGUUGGUCCAGAAGCCUUUGCACGCAUAGCUCCUUCUUGUGUUCUUGUUGCUGAUAUAAUAACUGUCCACAAUCUUUUUGAUGCACUCACAAGUUCUUCAGGCCACCGCCUUCAUUUUCUUGUUUAUGACAGAUACUUGAGAAGCAUUGAUAAAGUCAUAAAGAAUUCAAAACAUGUGAUAGGCGCUUCAAUAGUGAAUCUUCAGCUUGCUGAUGGGGAGGUUGUCAUUGAUGUUGAUGGAACAAAUCCAACUCAACCAGUUCUGCAACACAUAGGAAUCUCUGCAUGGCCUGGACGAUUGAUCCUCACCAAUUAUGCUUUGUACUUCGAGCCUCUGGGAGUUGGCUCGUAUGAGGAAGCUGUUCGAUAUGACUUAGAAAUCGAUAUGAAACAAGUCAUAAAGCCUGAGUUAACUGGACCCCUUGGUACUCGUCUUUUUGAUAAAGCUGUGAUGUAUAAGUCAACUUCUCUAGCAGAGCCUGUUUAUUUCGAAUUCCCUGAAUUUAAUGCACACUUGCGUCGUGACUACUGGUUGGAAAUUUGUCUUGAGAUCUUUCGUGCUCAUGAGUUUAUAAGGAAGUACAACCAUAAAGAGAUGCAGAAAUCAGAAGUACUGGCCAGGGCUGCUUUGGGAAUCUUCCGCUAUCGUGCAGUUAGAGAUGCUUUUCAAUAUUUCUCUUCCCGCUAUAAAACUUUACUGGCAUUUAACCUUGCUGAAACUCUUCCUGGGGGAGAUGUCAUCCUGGAAACCUUGUCAAGUUGCUUGACAAAUUUGACUCCUGUUGUUGAUAAACAUAUUUCUGGUACAACAGAUACUAAAAGGCAACUGGCGGUAUCCCUGGCAUCUGUUUUGACACUUGCUCAUCUUGGUUUUAUAUCACUGAAGGCCGAUUUUUAUGAAGAAGCAGCUGUUUGUGGUGAUAUUCGCGUCGGUGAGACAACUCCAUUGGAAGUGGCAGUGAAAAAAUCCAUUCUUGACACAGGAAAGGCGCAAGCUGCACAGGAAACAGUGGACCAAGUGAAGGUUGAAGGCAUUGACACUAAUGUUGCAGUAAUGAAGGAACUAUUAUUCCCUCUCAUUGAAACUGCUGGUCGUCUGCGGCUUUUGGCCUCAUGGAAAGACUUCUAUAGAUCAGGAACAUUUUUGUUAGCUGCCAGUUUCAUGAUUUUACGGUUGUUUUCAGAUGGAUACAAGCAAGGUAGCCUAAUACUGCUUAAUGUACGUUGGUAGUUCAUGGCUGUUUGCCAUUCAAAGAACAGCAGAGGCCUCUAGUAUGCCAAAUGAAUUGGAGCAUGUACGCUAUAUGGUCUUUGAAAUCAAAGCACUAGAACUUGUAGAGGGUGCAUUUGAGAGAGUAACUAAUCAAGUGAGACGAAGAAGCCGUGAAUUUACAUCCUUCAGGGAAGUAAUAGUGGAGCUGAUCAGAAUUCGUUCUAAAACUUUCUCUGUUGUGCUCAAUACUAGCAGUUGUGCGUGCGAGUUUAUUUUAUUCAUUUCUCCUUGAGAGCUUCAGCGUUGGUAAGAAAGGGUUCCACAUCCGCACGUAACUCUACAUAAUUGAAUAUCAUUAGUACACCCACACGCAACUCUACAUAAUUUGCCCUAUAGGGGUUACACACACACACACACAGAUAUUAGGGUCAAUUGAUUGACACUGUGGAUUGUUUGAAAAGGCACCUCUUGGCACCUGACUGAAGGCAUGAGAGGUGAUGAGCCUUUUUUGUGCAGGCGAGCACCGUUGACAACAUUGGUUGAUCUUUUAUUGAGUCAUUUACUUUAGGGGGAAUUAUACUUUUUUUUAGGGAGAAUUAUACUCAGUUCCCGACAAUACAAGUAAAUAUCACAAGGUUUAAUGAUAACUCUAUGGUGGACCUAAAAAAGUGCAUCUUUAUGAACUAUUGUACCUUAACAUAGUUACUCAAUCUUCCACAUGUUACUGCCACAAACUCCUACAAGGUUUCUGUAGUUAAUGGUGAAUUGAUUGACUUGCAGUGCUUUAACUUCAUCCAAAAUGUUCAUUGCCGCUCAGAUGAAACAAUGUUGACUUUCAAUAAUGAUAGUCUUAAAUUGCAUUUCAUUGUACAGGGGGUGGACCCAGUACAUUUUGCCAUCCAUUUUAGUGUCCUUUGCGGGUCUUAUGCUCUGGCGUAGGCAUUUCAACAGUGGAAGACAAGCAGAAGCUUUUAGAGUAACAUCUCCCCUAAAUCGAAAUGCAGUAGAACAACUAU
Molecule: messenger RNA, 2822 nt
Organism: Prosopis cineraria
Lineage: Eukaryota; Viridiplantae; Streptophyta; Magnoliopsida; Fabales; Fabaceae
Exons: 9
Coding region: 70-1824 (584 amino acids)
Source: RefSeq, a predicted model, not a curated record